AACCCCAAAACCCCUUCAUCAGCCUCACUUAUAGAAUAGAACAUGGCUUCUUGGGACCCUGAAAGUCUGAGAGGAUGGGAAGGGUUGGGUGUGGAGAAGGAAAAUAAGACAUUUUGGGAAAACAAGAGUGGCCAUUUAGGAGCUAAGGGGCAGAUUAGGCUAGAUACAAACAGCCAGAUAGUUUACAGAGCUGGGAGAAAGAAUUAACGAAUCAAAGCGA
Molecule: messenger RNA, 220 nt
Organism: Moneuplotes crassus
Lineage: Eukaryota; Ciliophora; Spirotrichea; Euplotida; Euplotidae
Source: the annotation of a GenBank genome assembly